AUGAGGACUUUUAAAAGCUCAACCAUAUUCUUCAAUUUGAAGCCUUCAAGGCUUACUUCAGCUCCUCGCGAACUGAAUUGCGUCUACUAUGGCGGAAACAACACUAGGUGCGCUCUGAUCCAUCCGGACUUCGUUGUCGAACAAAAUCCAGGAUGUUUCGAUGAAGUCGACAAGGCAAACGUAACUCGUGUCUACUGUGGACUGAGUUGUGAAGAAUCGGACGAAACGACAAUUCUGAAGAAGAAGCCUCAAUGGAACCAUCAAUGCUCAAUGUUUUACACAUAUAACUUGGAAAGGCGUCGAAAAGAUUGGUAUCUAUGGCGAAGUGGUGUGUGCAUCAACACAACUAUGACGUUCGAAAUCCUAUGUGGGACAUACCGCGAUCCAAGACUAUUCUACUUUCAUAAUGAGCAUUUAUUUGAAUAUGAAGACACUAAAUGA
Molecule: messenger RNA, 441 nt
Organism: Angiostrongylus costaricensis
Lineage: Eukaryota; Metazoa; Nematoda; Chromadorea; Rhabditida; Metastrongylidae
Source: the annotation of a GenBank genome assembly